GAGAGAACCCCGGAGCGCCGCCGCCCAGCCCUAGCGCCCCGAGCGGCCGAUCCGACGCCCCCUCCUCGCAGGCAGCCCCCCCUCGGGGGUCGGCGACCAAAGUGUGGGGUUCUGAGAAAAGAGCCAGCUUGGGAUCCCUAACUGGACUGUUCUGGACCCCCGAGGAGGGACCUAAGGCCUGAGCCAUCGCCUUUCUCCCUGCCUGCCCCCCAGGACUGGGCAAUUGCCAAAGGCCCUGGGGGGGGGCCAGAACUGUGGUUGUGCCCCCCCCCAAACCUGGCAGGAUGGGCCCCAGUUAGUUUGCUCAGCCUCAUCCAGCCUCCUUCAGGAGCCCCAGGAGCUCUGAAGACCUGACCUGCUGCCUGCCCACCAUGGAGACCAAGCUGCCCCCUGCAAGCACCCCUACCAGCCCCUCCUCCCCAGGACUGUCUCCUGUGCCACCACCUGACAAGGUGGAUGGCUUCUCCCGCAGGUCCCUGCGCAGGGCCAGGCCCAGGCGUUCCCACAGCUCCUCUCAGUUCCGCUAUCAGAGCAACCAGCAAGAGCUCACGCCACUGCCCCUGCUCAAAGAUGUGCCAGCCUCUGAGCUGCAUGACCUGCUAAGCCGGAAGCUGGCCCAGUGUGGGGUGAUGUUUGACUUCUUGGACUGUGUGGCUGACCUAAAGGGGAAAGAGGUGAAGCGGGCGGCCCUUAACGAGCUGGUGGAAUGUGUGGGGAGCACCCGGGGCGUCCUCAUUGAGCCUGUCUACCCGGACAUCAUCCGCAUGAUCUCAGUGAAUAUCUUCCGGACCUUACCACCCAGUGAGAACCCUGAAUUUGACCCUGAAGAGGAUGAGCCCAACCUUGAGCCUUCUUGGCCACAUCUGCAGUUGGUAUAUGAAUUUUUCCUGCGUUUCCUGGAGAGCCCAGACUUCCAGCCUUCUGUGGCCAAGAGAUAUGUGGAUCAAAAGUUUGUCUUGAUGCUCUUGGAGCUAUUUGAUAGUGAAGACCCCCGAGAACGUGAGUACCUCAAGACCAUCUUACAUCGGGUCUAUGGCAAGUUCCUGGGUCUCCGAGCCUACAUCCGCAAACAGUGUAACCACAUCUUCCUCCG
Molecule: messenger RNA, 1093 nt
Organism: Dipodomys ordii (Ord's kangaroo rat)
Lineage: Eukaryota; Metazoa; Chordata; Mammalia; Rodentia; Heteromyidae
Product: serine/threonine-protein phosphatase 2A 56 kDa regulatory subunit beta isoform
Exons: 6
Biological process (GO): signal transduction; protein dephosphorylation
Cellular component (GO): protein phosphatase type 2A complex; nucleus; cytosol
Molecular function (GO): protein phosphatase activator activity
Source: RefSeq, a predicted model, not a curated record